ACGUAUACUUCGUCUAUCCGGUGAGCUACCCCGCCCAACACACUUUAGAUCCCUCGCAAUAUAUACUAUAUCUACGAAUUCGUAACUUGCCUCGCCGCUCGCCGUACAGGGAAAAGCUUUUUUUUUUCCCAUAUUUCCACCGUUCUACGUGUUUGACGCCUAGACGAGAAACGAUAGAAAAGGAUGCAGAAAGAAAGAGAAAGAGAGAGAGAGAACGCUUUGCUGGGGGUAUAUAAGUGAUACACUAGGUACGCUCUUUAGUCGGUCUACGGUACCUACUGACAACAUUCAACAAUCAGACAACAUGUUCAAGUUGCUCAUUAUCUUCGCACUCGUGGCUUACGCCUCCGCCGGAUUGUAUUCGGGAUAUGGUGGAUACGGUUAUGGUGGAUAUGGUUAUGGAGGAUACGGUUUGGGUCAUGGAAUUGCAGUUGCACCAGCUUACUCGUCUGGCCUCGCUUACCAUGCCCCCGUCGCGACAAGCUAUGCAAACACGUACAAGGUAGCGUUGGCUCCUACGGUGACCAAAGUCGCGGUUGCGGCACCUGCGGUGACCAAAGUCGCUUAUGCGGCACCGGCGAUCGCGAAAGUAGCUUAUGCCGCACCCGCUAUAACUUAUGCAGCUCCAGCCGUGGCUCCAGCCAUCAGCUAUAGCCACGGAUAUAGUAUCCCACCUUCGGUCACCACUUAUGGCCAUUCUCUCGGUUAUGGUCUGGGAUACGGAUACGGGCUCGGACACGGAUACGGAUACGGCCAUGGGUCAUCGUUUGUCCGGGCUCCACCCAGAUCGCCUUAUUGGAAGAAUCGAAGGGUGGGCCAGUUCUACCAACGAGCAUCAUUCGAUAAGCAGCAACGUUUCGAAGUUUCGAAGACAACGAGAAGUCAAGAAAAACUUACGAAGAUGUUCAAGCUGGUAUCAUUCGUCGCACUCUUGGGUUGCGUUUCCGCGGCACCAGGAGGAUUGAUAACACCGGUCGCUGCGCCGGUCGUGGCAGCUGCACCAGCAGUUGCAGUGGCUCACACCAUCCCGGUGGCUACCAGCUACGCUAACACUUACAGAGCACCGGUCAUCAAAGCUGCACCGCUCGUAGCAGCCGCACCGGCCCUCGUAGCUGCACCAGCCCUCGUCAAAACCGCACCGGUCGUAGCGGCUGCUCCUGCCAUCGUCAAAACCGCACCCUUCGUAGCUGCGGCUCCGGUCGUCCAUGCUGCAACUCCGGUCGUCCAUGCUGCAACUCCGGUCGUCCAUGCUGCUGCACCCCUCGUACACGCUGCUCCAGUUGUCGCUGCCCCUGCUCUCAUCAAGGCUGCACCCCUUGCUGUCAUCCAUUAAAAAGACCAUGCUCUAGAUUAAUAUUUAUUUCGCCAUGACCAGAUUAUUCUUUUUGAUAAAUAAAGCAACAGUUUUAUCUUGA
This is a messenger RNA of Vespa velutina, 1415 nucleotides long. RefSeq lists its product as uncharacterized. The record is from RefSeq and is a predicted model, not a curated record. NCBI's taxonomy places the organism in Eukaryota, Metazoa, Arthropoda, Insecta, Hymenoptera, Vespidae. The transcript has 5 exons. The coding region runs from base 305 to 1333 and encodes 342 amino acids.